Messenger RNA from Cydia splendana, 1297 nucleotides. RefSeq lists its product as uncharacterized. Gene Ontology annotation, biological process: steroid metabolic process. Gene Ontology annotation, molecular function: oxidoreductase activity. Lineage: Eukaryota; Metazoa; Arthropoda; Insecta; Lepidoptera; Tortricidae. The coding region runs from base 234 to 1244 and encodes 336 amino acids. Gene Ontology annotation, cellular component: intracellular membrane-bounded organelle. The transcript is spliced from 6 exons. The record is from RefSeq and is a predicted model, not a curated record.
CUUGGACGCGCGCGCGCACUCGGUGCUUCUAUAUUCAAAUUUGAAAUUCGUCCGUUACCGAAAUAUUGUUUUUUUGUAAAGAAUUUUGAAUAGUGGCCAGUGCUGUGAUUUUAUACGCUGAACUGAUUGGAUCUUGAAGGAUUGUGCGUACUAUUCUUAAAUUGGAUACCUAUACCGCUUAGGUGCGGCUGGAUUGUUAUUUUUGUGUAACACGAAUAAUGUCCCUGUGAGCGAUGGACACGCUAACAUGGUUGUCGUUGGGGCUGCAGUUGGCAGCGCUGUGCUCGAUUGUGGGAGCCCUGCUUUUGUACCUGCUGCGGAAGGUCCGCGUGGGAGAAGUGCAGCCCGCGGACAGCGCCAAGACUGUGCUCGUCACGAGCGUGGACACCGCGCUGGGCUUGCAGAUCGCAACUUACCUCAGCGGCCGCGGCUGGCGCGUGAUCGCAGGCUGCCGGCAAGGAGGUCUUGGGGCCAGGCUAGCAGAAUCCUGGUUGCAAACCCACGUGGCCUCAACUCCUGAGGACCAACCGCCACCGCGCUUAGCGACUGUAGAGUUGGAUGUCGCCAGGGAAGACUUGUUAGAGGAAGCGGCGAGAGCUACAGCGCAGCAUUUACCGGCCGGAGAACAUGGAAUAUGGGCAGUGAUUAACACGGCGGGCAGCAGCGGGCGCGGCGGUGCCUCGUGCUGGGAGAGCGCGCUGCGAACGAACGUGCUCGGCGCGCUGCGCGUUGCGCGAACAUUCGCGCCACUGCUCGCUGCUGCAGCGGUCGACCACCCGCAUGCUGGCCGCUUGUUCUACAUUGGCCUAACAUCGGAUACGGACUGCGAGAGCCUAUCGCGCGGCGACGACGGCGGCGCGGGUGCGGCCGCGGCCCGCUGGGGCGUGUGGGGCGCCGCGCGCGCCCUCAGGGCUUCGCUGAAGGCCCAGGCGCUCCAUGUGGUGCUCCUACACGCACCGGACUUGUCCGCUGCGGAGAUAUAUUCGCUGCCGGCGCAGCUGACUGUUCCGAGCCAGCCGGCUAGCCGGCCAGACACUCCGAGCUCGGACGUGAGCUCCUCCACCACCUGCGCGGUCACCAUGCCGGGCGAGGCCACCGAGUACAGCGCCAAGGUGCUCCCCACCAGCGCCCUCAAACUGCUCGAGGAGGCCCUCACCACCCCCGCGCCCAGAGACACCUACUACCUGAAGAUGAAGCACGACUCCUGGUUCACUAGGAUGCCGUCUUUGAGAGUCACGCAUUAGCUACCUUUCUGUCAGUCUUGGUCUAUCAAUACCAAUGGGUUUUAAGUCAUGUC